Messenger RNA from Miniopterus natalensis, 468 nucleotides. It is a transcript of the gene MRPL53, whose product is annotated as mitochondrial ribosomal protein L53. Gene Ontology annotation, cellular component: mitochondrial large ribosomal subunit. The record is from RefSeq and is a predicted model, not a curated record. Lineage: Eukaryota; Metazoa; Chordata; Mammalia; Chiroptera; Miniopteridae.
GAGGAGGUUACCAUGGCGGCGGCCUUGGCUCGGCUGGGGCUCCGGGCUGUCAAGGAGGUUCGGGUUCAGUUCUGCCCCUUCGAGAAGAACGUGGAGUCGACGAGGACCUUCCUCCAGGCGGUGAGCAGCGAGAAGGUCCGCUCCACCAACUUAAACUGCUCAGUGAUUGCGGAUGUGAGGCACGACGGCUCCGAGCCCUGUGUGGAUGUGCUUUUCGGUGACGGGCAUCGCCUGAUUCUGCGCGGCGCCCACCUCACCGCCCAAGAAAUGCUCACUGCCUUCGCCUCCCACAUCCAGACCAGGGGCGCAGCGGGGAGCGGGGACAAGCCUGGCGCUGGUGCGGGCCGCUGACAGCGCGUAAGAGACCAACAAGCAGAAUUUUGCCUGGGACUUACUAGGACACUUAUCCAAGAAAAGUUUGACUUAAUCAUUCAAAUCACUAUAUGGAGGGCCACAGCCCCCCCCCCC